Molecule: messenger RNA, 2358 nt
Organism: Echinops telfairi (small Madagascar hedgehog)
Lineage: Eukaryota; Metazoa; Chordata; Mammalia; Afrosoricida; Tenrecidae
Product: ubiquitin carboxyl-terminal hydrolase 29-like
Exons: 1
Coding region: 1-2358 (785 amino acids)
Biological process (GO): G1/S transition of mitotic cell cycle; protein deubiquitination
Cellular component (GO): cytosol; nucleus
Molecular function (GO): cysteine-type endopeptidase activity; cysteine-type deubiquitinase activity
Source: RefSeq, a predicted model, not a curated record
AUGGGCAACCUGGGAGGAGCCUACAUUGAAAUGGUGGAAGGAGAGAAGGAAAACCGGCUGGUCAUGGUGUUUGACUCCAGUUCAUUUGUAGGGGUUUUCGAGCUAAGGGACAUUACAAGAAGCGUGUUUCAGGACUCCAGAGAGGGCCCCAUUUGCCUGAAUCUGGUAUUUCAAAAGAACUUUUCCAUGACCAUUAAGGAGUUAUCCUGCAGAGAUGCUGAGGAGUUGAAGCUGUUCCUUGGCAGUGGGACAAAACAGGAGCUAAGCAACCCAACCUCCUGGCAAAACACCUGCCACAGGCCAAAGCUUGCGUCCCUGCAUCAGAAAAACAACACAAGUGGAGCCACUGUUCCUGAGGAAACGCCUUCAAUCACAGCCACGUCACCAAGACCCGCUGCGAAAGUGUUCACAGACCCAAAUGACAAAAUGGAAACAGUGCUGACCCCUGACAUCGACCACGGUCAGGGCAUUUUGAAAGAGAACACCUCUGCACACUUCAAGACAUUUGCGAACAAGGACUUAAAGGAUAUGAAGAGCGAGAAGACACAAUUCCUUUUAGAACAUGCAGGAAACACUAUGAAGCCAAACCAUGGACAGUCAUUCAGCACCACCUCCCAGGGAAACUCUUGUCUAGAGAAUAACGUUUUUGCAACUGGGAAUCUCUCUGCAGAAAGAUCUUCGGCAGUCCCAUCAGACCCAAAUCGUGAUUAUCACAAAGAGCCUCGCUGGAAUGAGUCCCAGCUACCUCUUCAGAUGCAUCCAAAGCCAUUUGUGCCAGGUUUCCCCAAUCUGGGGAACACCUGUUACAUGAACGCCACUUUACAGUCUUUGUUUGCAGUUCCAUCGUUUGCUGAGGACUUAACCCACCAAGGAAUCCCAUGGGAGAUGCUUCCCGCAGGAGCCUUUAGCCUGGGCUUGAGCCAGCUGCUUGUGUUCAAAGAUGUGUGUGAUGCACAGACGAAGACAGAGUUUCUGGUGGCUAUUCAAAAGUCCAUUUCUCUGGUUUCUGACAUCUACUCCAGCCGCCGGCAGAAUGACGCUCAGGAGUUUUUAGGGCACUGCUUGGGUCAGCUGAAGGAGGACAUGGAGAAGCUGCAGAGCACUGGCCAGGGAGUCAGGGAGACGGCUGAUGGACAUCCAGAGCCUCAGGUGCUGGCUGCUCAGGCCGCCCCCAGAGGCUUGGCUUGUCCUGUGAGGGCCAAUUUUGAGGUGGAGCUGCAGCAUUCCAUCGUCUGCAAAGCCUGUGGUGCGGUCGUCUGCAAGACAGAACUGAGCAAUUACCUGUCCAUCAGCCUGUCCCAAGAGCAACCAGGAGCGUGGUCUCUCCAAGACUCUCUGGACUUCUUCUUCAGAGCCGAGGAACUUGAGUACAAGUGUGGGAAGUGCAAGCAUGGCCGCUCCUUUGUGAUCCAAAAUGUCAGUCGGCUCCCCAGGGUCCUGAUUGUCCACCUGAAACGCUACAUGUUAAGUGCUUCAGAGCGCCUGGUGAAGGAUACGCAGCCCGUUGGUAUUCCCAAAUAUCUGAGCUUAUCACCUCACUGCAAUGAGGACACCAAAGGGCCUCUCCUCUUGGACAGCCCUGCACACGCUGAGGAACACCCAAACCUGAACGUUUCUCAAGACAUAAUUUCUGGAGCUACCAGCUCACGGGGUGGCUCUGAUAAAUGUAUGGAAAACAAGUCGUCUGCGGGAUCUCACAGAGUCAUUGAGCUUCUCCCGCCCGCCGAUAGGAAGAGACACGAUGAGGACCUUCAACAAGCACUCCCUCCAGAUCUUGGCCAUGCAGAAAUCUGCCACCAGCUGCUGCCCCAAAGCCUCAACAAGGCAGACGCCCUGAAACCCUCAGAGGGGAACCCAGUGAGCUCCACAGGCUUCCGUCUGCGAGAGGACGGCCUGGAUUGCUCUAGAGCAGUGGCUGCUGCUCAGAACCCUGGAAGCAAGGACAACCUAGAAAUGCUGGUCCCCAAAGGGGAAGCCGAGGGUGCCGAGAGGAAGCCAAGGAAGCGAAGAAGAAAGCGAAAGAAGCCAAGAAAUGGUGAUCCCCAGAGUGGACGCCAACAGGAAUCCCCUGAGUGGAAGCCAAGAGGAGUGGGGCAGCCUCGUCAUGCCUACAGGCUCAUCAGUGCUGUCAGCCAUCUAGGGAGCUCCACAGAGUCAGGGCACUAUGUCAGUGACCUCUAUGACUUUGCAAAGCAGGCCUGGUUCACGUACGACGAUCUGCGGGUCUCUCAGACCCAAGAAGACUGGGUGCGGGCGGACAGGCGUCGAGAUGGCUACAUCUUCUUCUACAUGCACAAUGACAUCUUUGAACUGCUGCUGAGAGACGCACAGAACUCUCAGACCAUGAGCGAAGAAUGA